CAUGACUAGUGUGGGCUGGCUGAGGAUGGCAUCACUCUGACUGCAUUACAUUCUUCUGCACCAGCACGCCUCCUCUGCUCGCCAGUAGGCUUGGAAGAGCUGUGAAAGCAGUAAGCAAAGAGUUCCCCCCUCCCAAGCAAAGGGUGAGCUUGCCUUGACAGGCAGUCACUCGUAGAAGCUGCUGCUACUCCCAGUGUGUAGGCGCUCACAAAUCAGGAAGGAGGGGAAAGUGAUAGAGAAACAACAAAACCAAACACCCAAAAACUCCUCCAAAACAGCUGACGAUGAAAGUGACCAGGAAGAAAGCAACUUGAAGGCAGCCGGAGGAGAAGGACAACGAUUUUCCUAGAAACCUGGAACAGCAAAUCAGACCUUCCUCGGGAGAACAUUAGGCUAACCACGCAAGUGCUUCAGAGCGACAAUUGCAGCUGUGUCUGUGGGCUGCUGCUGAGAGCCAAGCAGAUGCCUGUGGAGCAGUAGUCUGCUAUGUGCCGGUGGACCUGAAGCCAGGAGUCAGUCAACAGAUCCUGAUCUCGGGUGCAAUGGCGUCGAUACAGAACAACUCCUAUCUGUCUAGGGCAACGGAGAACUUCAUGGUUCUGCUCUCCGAGAACAUGAGCGCCAACUCAUCCACUGCCGACUGCAGCGUGGAAGACAACACGUACAAGUGCAAAUUUGACGAGGAGUUCAAGUACAUUCUGCUGCCCGUCUCCUAUGGCAUCGUGUGCGUGGUGGGGCUGUGCCUCAACCUGCUGGCCCUCUACGUCUUCCUCUUCAGGAUCAAGACCUGGAACGCCUCCACCACGUACAUGUUCAACCUGGCCGUGUCUGACACACUCUAUGUGGUUUCCCUGCCCUUGCUGGUGUAUUACUACGCCAAAGGGGACAAUUGGCCCUUCAGUGUGGGCUUGUGUAAAAUAGUCCGUUUCCUGUUCUACACCAACCUCUACUGCAGCAUCCUCUUCCUGCUCUGCAUCAGUGUCCACCGUUUCCUGGGCAUCUGCUUCCCGCUGAAGUCGCUGCAGUGGGGCCGCGUCCGCUACGCGCGGAGGGUAUCGGCGGUGAUCUGGUUGGUCAUAAUCACGUGCCAGUCGCCGGUGCUCUUCUUCGUCACCACCAGUGUGAGGUGCGAGACCAUCACCUGCCACGACACGUCGAGCAAGGAGCUCUUCGGCCAGUUCGUCAUCUACAGCUCGGUGAUGCUGGUGCUGCUGUUCUGCAUCCCUUUCCUGACCAUCAUCGUGUGCUACUGCCUGAUGGCGCGGAAGCUGCUGCAGCCCACUCGGGGGACCUCCAAGAGGUCCAAGUCCAAAAAGAAGUCGGUCAAGAUGAUCAUUGUUGUCCUGGUGGUCUUCAUCAUCUGCUUCCUUCCUUUCCAUGUCACUCGCACCUUGUACUACUCCUUCCGGAGCUGGGACCUUAGCUGCGGGACCCUCAAUGCCAUUAACUUAGCCUACAAAGUAACCAGGCCCUUAGCUAGCACCAACAGCUGCCUGGAUCCCAUUUUGUACUUCUUAGUAGGCCAAAGGUUUGUGAAGUUCGCAGGCAACAAAAUGCCAGUGAAAACUCCAAACCAAACGGCCCUGAGGGGAGCUCCCAUCAGCAGCACGGGAACCAGCAGCAACCUACAUAUGAUAGCCAAAAUGUGAAAUCCUAGCCUGCUACAUUUCUGUCCACUGUCCCGCCACAUUGCAGACUAGUCUAUCUCCGUGGUGGAAGGCUUCUCCACUAUGUGUAGGGGAGUCUGGCAUGCGGCCAUUAUGCAUGCGUAACCCACUGGUGAGCGUGUUACAGGUCCCAUUCUGCGCUGAGUUGCAGAGGAUCUGAGUUGUUGCAGCCCCCAGCUACAGAGGCAUGAUUCUUUAGCUAACGCUGCAGCAGCUCAUACUUUUCGCUCUGAAGGUCCUACCUAUGGUGUGUCAGCCAAGGUGACAGCUGUCACCCAUUCAGUUGAUGCCCUAGGCUUCAGGUGUUGAUGCUUGAGCAGGAAUGCUUCAACAAGAUACACCUGUGCGUAUGUCACCAGUUUAAUGAGUUUUUGGAACUAAGGUGCUGCUGCAAGGAUAUAUUAUAAUCCCAUAUGCAUGUCCUCAUUCAGCUCUGCAACCAGAAUACUUCUCCUCCACCAAACCCACUCCUCUCUCUGAUCCUGAAAGAUGUCUAUCUAGGAGUGAACAAAGACUACUUGGUGCAUGGUGGUCAGGCCAAAGAAGUGACAAGCAUGGUAAAAGAAUAAUAGCCAUGUGAAAAGUUCAUACUGGUUUUUCUAAACCAAAUUUUUUCCAAAAAAACCCCAAACCCUGUCGAUAUUACUGAAAUGUUCUGCCUUUCACAACAUUUUCUGAUGAUGUUUUUAUCAAAAAAAUUAUUGCAAUUGGCAAGAAAACACCGUUUUCAGUGCGUGAAAAAGGUCGAUAAUUAUUUUGACAAAGAUUUCAAUCCAAAUAUUGAUUUAGAAUAUCUCAGAAAAUGGAGCCCUGGGAAAUGGAAAAGACUUCGACAUUUUUCACAAAAUCAUUUCCCCAUUUUUCAUCCAGCCCCCGGAGCAUCUCGUGGGGAAGUUUUUGUCAUUCAUACAAGGGAUGUGAGACUUUUUGCCUCACUCCAAGCUGGGGAGGGGGGGAGGAGGAGGGGAUGACUCUGUGGAAAAAUAGUUACAAUCUGCAAAGUCUUUUCCUCCUGGGUGAAUGUUUAGCACAAGAAAGGAACGUAAGUAAAUUAUAGGCAGAAAGGAAACAGAAAAACUCCCCAGCAAGGGGUUCUGUAUACUUUUAUGGGUUGCCUGACCUUCCCAAAGGCGAUAGCCUUCCUCUGUCUCCUGAGUGUUUGAUCUCAUAGCUUUUCCCCAGAGAGCACUGCUUGUUCACCAGGCACUGAAUAGUGCUGCCCUACCCUAUCACACCCAAAUUCUAAAGGCUUUUCGAAAGCCAUAAGGCCUCCAAACUGCGGCUUUUACUAAUUGCCCAAUACUGACUUUAAUUUUGGGUGGGGUUUCUUUUUACCCUUUCCCUAGUGAUUCAUCUUUCCUGAGAAAGCGAUAAGGCCUCUCAUCAUAUACCUGGCCAGGUAAUCUGGGGCUGGAGUGUAAGGUCAUGACUUCACUGCCAUUUAUGUUGGCAACAUUUUUGUCGCUUGUUUGUGAAAAAAACACACCCCUCCCCCGCGCAACAUAAAUUUCGCUGGCAUAAGUGGCAGUGUGCCCAGCGCCAUGUCGGCGGGAGAGCUUCUCCCGCCGACGUAGCUACCGCCGCUUGUUGGGGGUGGUUUAAUUAUGUGACGGGAGAGCUCUCUCUUGUCAGCAUAGAGCGGCUACACGAGCGAUCUUACGGCGGCACAGGUGUAUCGGUACAGCUGUGCCACUGUGAGCUCGCUAGUGUAGACGUGGCCUAAGAAACUAGAUAUACAGCAGCUGGGAAACAUUAUUCUAGCAUGGAGGCGACAGCACUUGGCAACUUUUAGCAAUUUGCCAGGAGCUGCAGCUAAUUGCUAAAGGGCCCGAUUCUGCCACUUUUACUCAGUACUGAGCCUGACUCAACCAUGGGCCAGAUCCUCAGCUGGUGUAAAUCAGCAUGGCAUUAUUAAAGCCAAUGGUCCUCACUAGAAAAUUAGGCAGUGUUAGAACAUGACCGAGAGGAGUCAGGUUAAGUAACAUGACGUUAAACCCUACUUUGUAGUCAGUGGGCUUGUCUUCACUGCCAAGUUAACUCAAGUUAUAAUAUGAGUGUUGCCCCUAACUCGAGUCCUGCCUACACACACAAACGUUAGCUCCAGUGCGGUGGUGCUUUUAACUCGAGUUUGCUGGCCCAUUAAGGCGUAUGAGCUUGAGUUAGUGCAACUCAUCAGCUGCCAACAUGACCACUUAAGUGUGGAUGCAGGCUAGCCCCACUUGAGUGCUUCCAGUCCUCCAGUGCCUUCCCACAAUUCCCUCAGUGAGCCCAGUAAGGACAGACAAGUCCACCCACAAUUCACUGGGAAAGAAUUCGUAGAGUGGCUCAGUUUACUGGAGUGCAAAGAACCAUGGGAUAUGAUCCGAGAAGUCUUAGUGCCACACACAAGUGAGGGCAACACCAAUGUGAACACAGUUAUUUCACAGUGUGGGUGCCUUCACUCAAGCUAGGCUAAAUCAGUGGAGAUACCCUGAGAUAACUCUGCAGUGAAGGCAGACUAGAGACAAGUUGUAUUCAACAUCAUGUCCACAUGUCCCGGUUAACCUUAUCCUUCCAGUAGGUUUUAACCCUGACUAGCUGAAAUGAGGUUAACAUGGCUUGCCCUUGAUUACAAUAGUUUGUAGAGAAGCAGAGUGGUCCAGUGGAUUGGACACGGUCCUGGGUGUCAGGAAAGCUGGGUUCUGUUCCUAUCUUUUCUACUGAUAUGGCCUGGAUUAUACAGGAAGUCGGUCUAAUGGUCCUUUCUGGCCUCAAAAGCUAUGAGUACAUAGCUGAGUUUAUCAUGUUAGUUCACAUGACUCAUCAUGGUCUAGCAUGACCUAAUUUUCUAUUGAAGACAAGGCCCAUGGUGCUAAACUGAUUUACACCUCCUGCUCCCAUGGAACUAGUCGUGGAUUAACGUAUUCCUCCAUGUGAGUAAGGUUGCCAGGCUCUUGCCCGUGAUUGUUAAAAUAAAUGCGCACCCUCCCUAAUAUUUGCUUGUGCUUGUAUCUUCCCUAUUGGAAUUGCUGGUGGGUUGAGUUCACAAACAAAACAACCUUCCCGUUGAUCAGAUUCACCCACUCCCUUCCAAGGUUCAGACACCCAUCAACUGAGACAUUUGAAGCCAGACUGGAGAAAACAUUAGAAAAUGUUCUGCACUGGCAAAGUCCAGCUGAACUAAUAGAUCUUUUCCAGCUCUAAUGUCUAGGUCUUAGAAACAGUCCAGCCCAAGCACCACAUUCCUUGCCCCCCCUUACCAACAUGACGAUGAUGAAAAAUGGGUGAAGGGGACUCACCCAUAACAAAACACAACCCAAAACUGCUUGUCCCAGGUAAGUGGGUGAGUAGAAUUUUUCAAGAGCAGACACGGCUGCAUAUUAGGACUAUGCAGAUAAUACUUUGCCCCCGUCUAAACCCACUGCUAGGAAUAAGACCUCUCAGUUUUUCCUGUCCCUAGAUUUUACAUAUGUGUGUGGUUUACUGGAGAUAAAGACACCCAGCUGUGUAAGACCACAUGUGAUACACGCAAGAGUCCGAUCCAAUCCUAUGAAGCCAAUGGGAGUAUUUCCAUUGACUUCAGAGGGACAUGGAUCAGGCCCCAUAUGAAAGACAGGAUUAGGCACGAUUAAAAAUCCCACUUAAUAUGUUUCUCUCUGAUCUAAUAGUGGUGCAGCAUCAGAUAUGGGUGAACAAAGUUAUUUGGGUUCAGAGCAACCAGAAAGGUACUGACUGGAAGUUUUUAUUUUUGUUUUUGAAAGUAUUAACUUAUACUAAAAAAAAAUGUUCAUUUUUGUGACAAUAUAGCACAUUUUUAUUUUUGUAAUAUGCAAUGAUCUUGUAUUGCUUAUGAUAAAAUAAGUCUAUUUCUAUUACUCUUAUUAUUUUUCUGCAAUCUGGUCAAACCUGGGUCAAUCUCAGAAGAGGUGGGGAUGAGGGGCCUGGCAUGAUGACUGAAUUGUUUAACAUGUUAGAGAGGUUUUCGACUCCAGGCAUGGAAAUGUUCAAGGUCUGCAAAUGUCACCAGAAUACUACUGAGAAACCCAUGCACUUUAAGGGUCUCUGGAAACUGGAUUUUUCCAACAGCUCUUCUCUUUAUAAAUGGCCAACCCAAAUCCCUGGAUCCAAAAUGCCACAAACGGAGCCCUGGUGUAACAAGGUGUACCAGGCUCUUUGAGGCCCCUUACAGGAUGUCAUGUGGUCUUACCCCACCUUGCCUCAGGAAAAGGUGCAGUGAAGGUGUGGCCUCCAGGCCUGCCUAGAAAGGCUGCAGGGAAGCAGCCAAUCAGAACGCAGCAGGCUCAGUUAAAAGGAGCUACAGGAGUUGAGCAGGGCAGUUGCUGGCUGGGACCAGAAGGGGGAAGAAGGAGUGAAAGGCUGUGUGAGACUCACAGGUAAGGAGACUGGGGAGAAACUCUGCUCAAGCCGGGAGAGGACUUGAGGUUCUCCAAGCGCAGAGGCCUGGGAGAAAGAACCCUGACAAAAAGAGGGCAGAGCUCUCCAGGCAAAGAGGCCUGAGAGGAGACCUGAGAAACCAGGACAGACUCUGAGAAACUCUCCAGCCAAGGAGGCAUGGGAGAGACCCUGCUCACACAGGGAACAGACAGAGAGCCCAAGAAGG
Trachemys scripta elegans is the source of this 6267-nucleotide messenger RNA. RefSeq names its product purinergic receptor P2Y2 (gene P2RY2). The transcript is spliced from 3 exons. Bases 543 to 1649 code for a protein of 368 amino acids. Gene Ontology annotation, molecular function: G protein-coupled UTP receptor activity; A1 adenosine receptor binding; G protein-coupled purinergic nucleotide receptor activity. Lineage: Eukaryota; Metazoa; Chordata; Testudines; Emydidae. Gene Ontology annotation, cellular component: plasma membrane. The record is from RefSeq and is a predicted model, not a curated record. Gene Ontology annotation, biological process: positive regulation of mucus secretion; blood vessel diameter maintenance; phospholipase C-activating G protein-coupled receptor signaling pathway.